CAACAACAACAACAAUGGCAUCAUCUUCAUCAUCAUUAAUCAAUUCUCCUGAUAAUGAUAAUAAUUUCAAUGUUGUUGCAAUACAAGCUGCUGCUGAACAAUUUUAUUCAAAUUUUAAUUCAUGGAUUCAUCAUCAUAAUCAUCAUAAUCUUCGAAUGACAAUACCAACAACGAUUCCGGUGAUGGUAAAUCCUAUUAAUGAUGAUGAUCAUCAUCAUAAUGAUCAAACAUCAACCACUGUUAAUCUUUUUCAUAAUCGUCAACAAAAUCUUUUGGAUAUGUAUCAUCAAUAUAUGUUAUCAUCGUAUAAUAAUCAAACAACAAUAACAAAAAUUAUUACUAAUAAUGAUCCUCGGUCAAUGAGAAAUUUUAAUUUGUUAAGAAAAUUUCAUAUUAUCAAUGAAAAUCAUUCUAUUCGACAACAACAGCAGCCACCACAAUCAGUCGAAAAUGUUACCACAACAACAACAACAACAAUGUCACCAUCAUCAUCAUCGUCAUCAUCAAAAGAACAAACCAUUGAUUUUAAUCAUCAUCAAAAUCAUGAAUCAAUCAUUCGACAUUGUGGUGGUAAAAUACGAUCAUUAGAAUCAUCAAAUAUUAAUAAUUGUAAUCAAAUGAAUAAAAAAUCCAAAAAGAAACGAUCGAGAGCAGCAUUUUCACAUGCACAGGUUUAUGAAUUGGAAAAACGUUUUAAUCAUCAGAAAUAUUUAAGUGGACCGGAACGUUCUGAAUUGGCACGAACAUUGAAAUUGACCGAAACACAGGUGAAAAUAUGGUAA
Dermatophagoides pteronyssinus (European house dust mite) is the source of this 782-nucleotide messenger RNA. RefSeq lists its product as uncharacterized. Gene Ontology annotation, biological process: cell differentiation; regulation of transcription by RNA polymerase II. The record is from RefSeq and is a predicted model, not a curated record. Lineage: Eukaryota; Metazoa; Arthropoda; Arachnida; Sarcoptiformes; Pyroglyphidae. Gene Ontology annotation, molecular function: RNA polymerase II cis-regulatory region sequence-specific DNA binding; DNA-binding transcription factor activity, RNA polymerase II-specific. Gene Ontology annotation, cellular component: nucleus.